CUAUCGUUUUUGGAGCGGCGACAACUUGUGGAGUACGUAGCCAUAAAAUGGCCCCAAGAUGGCAAUAUUUUGCCGUCUGGGGAGUGCUGUUCGCUGCUAUUGGAGUGGCCAGUGGAAUAGAUUGCAAGGCGGGAGAUGGGGCGACCUACCGAGGUACAGUCGCUGUGACCGAAACUGGCAAGACGUGUCAGCGCUGGGACAGUCAGACACCACACGCACACGACAAGACACCCGCUAACUACCCAUCAUCCGGGCUGGAAGAGAACUACUGCCGGAACCCGAGCGGGCACCACACGGUUUGGUGCUACACCACGGAUGCCAGCAAGAGAUGGGAGCAAUGUGACAUUCCAGCCUGUGAUGAGGAUGUGAAGGUUGUAGAUGCCGACCUGCCAUCAGUGGUCCAUGAGAACAGCUAUCAGGACUACCGCUACUGGGUGCAGGCCCUGCCCCGGGGGGUCACCCUCACACAGGGCAGGUACAAGGUGGGCUUCUACCUGUCACAGGACAGCAACAUCAACAGCACCACUGAUAAAAAGGUGUUUGAGGUGCCAGGUGUGGCCGUGGAGAACGUCUAUGCCAAGGGGAAAGGGUCGGACUUCCGGAUCGCCCCCGGUACGCUGAGUCAGCAGGACAGGGACAGGUACUGUGGGAGCACCUACCUGGGGCUGAUGCCGAGUCAUCUCAACGAUCUAGAUACUGGUGGAAAGGAUGGAGAUUCUGACAGGGCUACAUCUGAACCAGUUAUCCUACAGUGCACUGGCGAUUACUUGGCCAUCUAUGAUGGAACCGGGGUGGUCAGCCUGGGAACCAAUCAGGACUUUCUGUACGGAGACAUCGACGCCAACAUCACGCUGGACCUGCGGAUCAGGAACAUGCACUCCGACGACCUUCUCUCCACAGCGCCCGGGAGCGAGAACUUCAGGAUCGAGGUGUGGGUGGCGGAGAGACAGGACCCGCUGUCAAAUGCCAACACGAUGGUAGAAGUUACCAAGGAGGUGUUCUAUCCCGCGGAGGCGUACCAUCUCCUGGUGGCGGGAGACUCUGUCUGGCUGCGGAACGUGAUCGUAACUAUCGAUGCCAACAAGCUGACGGGAGCCUUGGCCAGGGACGUGGGGUCCGGCAAUCCCCCCAACUUCUUGAUGGUGAAGCUGAUUGCUGGGAACAACGUCAAUGAGGAAGUGAUUGGAAACAACUUCGUUGUGCACAAUCUGACAGGGAAGAUAGUGCCCAUCACACCUCCAGUUGAGAACAUUGACCUGGAAGUGCUGGGAUUCUGCAUCACUGACAUCAUCAGGUGUGACACGCCCUCCGCCAUCUCCAUCCAGGCCAGCAUCAGGGCAAAGGUCAAUGCCCCAAACAUACCCAAACUAACCUCCUACGGCCUGGAGAAAUCCUACGCAGUCAACAUCUACUUCUCACAUGACGACGUCUAUGAUCCGUUGGACGAUUUUGACUCGAAGCUCACUACAGCUGCACUAGGAAUACCUGCUGAAUAUGGGCAGGAGGCAGUACAUGGUAUUGACCAGCGCCUGACCGUAGUGACCCCCACGGACGUGCAGUACUGCGCGCGUGUGUACGCCAUCAUGGUGGUGCAGAUGGUAGAGUUGGUGGGUGAGGCCGUGCGACAGGAGCCGCUGCUCUACAACAACUUCGCAGCCUACCCAGUCGUGGUGCAGUGCAACUCAUAUGAUGUGUACGGCAUCAGCAACCUUGUCUUUAGCGCAACCAGAAUCUACCAGAACGUAGCCACGCCCGUGACUCUGACCUUCGACCUGGCCUGUACCCGAGUCGACUGCAACAUCAAUGUGCCCACCGACGCCCAGGACACCAACUACAACAUCUACAUCUACGCAGAGAACACCACCGAGCUGGCUGGACCUUACACAAGGUUCCUCCUGCAGAGGAUUGACUCCUUGGACUGGGCAGGGGAAGGGGGGAGAGUCUUGACACCCAAUCUGCAGGAGGACUUUACAUCUCCUUCAGGAGGAAAACUCUGCCAGAUGAAUGCUGACACUACAUCUGUGCACAUGACCCUCCAGUUCCCCCUGGAGAUUUCAUCCCAACUCUGUGACAGCUUCAAGUACGUCCGGCUUGCUGUGAAGACGGGGAGCAACCCCGCCCUGGGGGACCUGCCCUCCGUACCCCCCACGGGACUCCCCACCCCGGCCAGUUGGCGGCUGGACUAUCCCGUGGAUCAGCUGAUUGAAAACAACGAGCUUGUCGUGGAUGUGUCUUCUCUGGUCAAAUGUGUGGAUGAUAAAAUUGAUCUCCAUCUCAAGGUGAAUGAGGGGUUCAGGUUCUGGAGUGAGGAUGUAGUGGACCUGGGACAGUUCGCACCCUUCAGCAUGGUGGCAGAGCUGGAGUUUGGGACUGCCUUACAGGGAGCGAACUUCUCUACUGACGGCAGCCCCCACCUCACCUACAAGUUCUACAUAUCUCAUGACGAGGUCAUAGAUCCAUUGGUAGACAAAGAGGUGCCAUACAACAUGAGCGAGCUUCAGCGGUAUGAGACGGGCAAGGAGAUCAUCACCUCUCCCACUGAGUUCAGGCUCACUGAUCCAAUAGGUCUGCUGAUCCCUGUGCAUGGCUUUGUGGAGUACUGCGGUGAUGUGUACAUUGGUGUGCACUUGACAUCCGACCUUGAACCAAGUUCUGACGGUGACAACAACUAUGGCGUCAACAAAGUUUUCCUCAGGUGUCCCCAAGAUGUUCUGAAGAUUUCAGACUUGGUGAUCAGCAUGCCGCAGCCCACCCUGUGGUCAGAUGUCCCCACCAUGAUGACCAUGCAGGUGACAGUGUCCAACACUGGACAGAGGACCAUCCCACGGGCAGCGGAGGGACAGCAGAACUUCCAUUUCAAGUUCUACCUGUCCAGUGAUGGUAAGCUGAGUGAUGAUGACAUUGAGAUGCCCUUGUUCCUGAUGUAUUCCCCAUCCGACCUACAAGAGAUGAGGAAAGUGAUGCUCCCCCAACAGAAGGCCUACAUCAGGGAGACCUCCAUGUACUUUACUCUACCUGCGGAUAACUGUGGCCUGAGGAGCAAACUGCUUGUUCUUGUUGCACCAUCCAGUUCGGACUUUGUGGACCAGUUUCCAGCCAAUGACAUGGCCGUACACAGCCUCACUGUGGAGUGCUCACAUGAUAUUGUUGACAUAAGUGUCAGUGAGUGGAAGGUUCCAGGGAGGGGUGCAAAAAGCCCUGACUAUGUCGAAAGGGAUGUGGCAUUUGACCUUGUCAUUGAUGUGGCACUUGAGGGAGCAAAAACUGUGGUUGGAGACACCCUUAAGAUGAAGCUGUUCCUGUCCCGUGAUGGUCAGCUGGAUGACAAUGACCUGCUGUUAGUGGAGUACCCAGCUGAGGAGAGCUCCCCACACCCACUGGAGACUGACAUCUACCACUCAGCGCAGGUUGAUUUCAGCACAGCUGUGAACAACCAGCCCGACCUGCGAAUCCUGUCGGGAAGUGAGACCAGGCCGUUCUGCGGAAGGUCGUACUUUAUCGUACAGCUGGACACUGACAAUGUCUACGAUGAGACCGAUGAGGGAAACAACGUCGCUGUCGCUGAGUACUUGUUUAAGUGCAGUGGAGACAUGCUGGGACUGAGAGAUUUCACCUUCACCCCGCUCCAAAGCCCCGUCCCGCGGGACAUCACGACUUACGUGGUCCUCCAGGUCACGCUAGACUGUGUGGUAGAAUCCUUCUGUUCUCGGGUCCCAGACUCCACUCAGGAGGGCAAAAACAACGUGAAAUUUAUUCUGAAGUUCUCUGAGGAUAAGGAAGGCACAAGAACAGUGGACCUCACAGGAGGAGAAGUGGACGAAUCUUGGGAGGUUUCACCGCCACUAACAUCAGGCUUUGACAGUGUGGGCAGCAGGCAGUUCCGAUUGGCUGGCUGGGUGCGGUACAACGAUGACGGUGCAGACGCCUGUAACAAGUACCAGUACGCCACCCUGGAGGUUCAGCAGGGGGACAGCGAAAAAGCCGUCUAUCUGCUGGACUUGACGACAGAAAACAGCAUCUACAGUGUUCCCCUGACUGUGAGCUGUGAUGAUGCAAAGUUCAUUGACCUGCUGCCCAGCCUGCAGCUGAUGUCCCAGGAUGAGAUCGUGGACAUGUCCGAGGGCACGGCGACGGUCGACUUCCGACUGGACGUCACGGUCGUCCUCAACAACAUGGACGGCUUCUCCCAGAUCGAGGAGGAUAAGGAUGGCAGCCAUUUUGAGUUCCAGCUCUAUGUUUCAGCAAACAAAGAGAUCACACCUGAUGACACCCUGAUCCCCUAUGUGCUGUCAGAAGAUGCACUGAAGCAACUGAGAGAACAAAUGAAGUUUUCUGGAACAUUGCAUCUUGGAUCUGACGACCUCAUGUUUGACGUGAACGUCGUCAGGAGGUACUGUCACAACACGGAUCCCGCCUUCUUUGCUGCAAUCGUGGACACGAGGAGCGAGGGCUCGUACGAUGGAAAGAUCGGACAGGUGAAGGAGCGCGAUGAAACCAACAAUGUCCAAGUAGUGGUGGUCAACUUCAGGAAUUGUCCAGCUGCCAUGGAUGUAGCCGUGGACAAGUUCUCAGUCACAGAGUUCUCCAGCAUAGAACUUGGAGAAGACGUAUCUCUCUCCCUGAAGGUGUCCAUCAUCCUAGUGGGUACCAACAGCAGACUCCCUAACAUGGCCAGGGAUGUGGAGUUCAACAAUUAUGACAUCAGAUUUUACCUGUCUGAAGAUGAGCACAUCACUGAAGAAGAUCUACAACUGCCCUAUGAUGUAGACAGCAUCCACCAGUUGAAGGAGGGGAUCUCAGCUCCAUUGGUUGAACAUGAUGCUAAGGUCGUGACCUAUGACCUGAGUUCAGGCAUGAACAACAACCCCUCCGUCACUGUGCCCAUGAACCCUGACCUUUGUGGAAAAAUUGUUUACAUUGGAGUUGAAGUCGUGGCACUGACAUUCACAGAUGCAUACCUGAGGAACAACAAAGCUGUGCAAAGGGUCACAGUGUUGUGCACAGAGGAGAAGCUGGCACCUCACGAGGUGAAGUUUGACCUGAGUAACACCAAGGUGUGGCCAGGCCUGGACUAUCAGCUCGGCAUGGACUUCCUCCUGAUGAACCUGGGGUUCCAUACAGUGCCUGCUGGGGGAUCAGCCUACAGUAUCCGGGUGUUCCUGUCUGCUGACUCUGUGUUUGAUGAGAGCGAGGACAUGCCUUUGGUUGUCGACUUUGGCGACAGUUUGGGACAGACAAGUCUGGAAAUUCUGGCAAACCAACAAGUGGACUUCCAGGGACUCUCAGUUCCCAUCCGACUGGAGACCAGGGAGGCGUGUCUGGAAAUGUCCAACAUGCACGUGUUCCUACAGGUGGUGCCUGAUGAAAGCUACCUCCCCACGUACACAUCAUCCCUUACAGCAUUCCCUGUACCCACAGAGUGUGCUGAAGACCAUGUGGAUCUACAAAUAUCCCUGUUUGAGGCCUCCGUGGAUGUCAUCUCCACUGACCAACCGUUUGAGUACGCGCUGGACGUGCGUAUCCUGGUGUCCAGUCUGGCCAGCCUGUCCAAGGUGGGACAGAAGUACGGCAUCACUUUCUACCUGUCCACGGACCCCGACAUCGACCCUGAGGAUGACCUGGCACUAGAACACACCUUCGAGGAGACCCAGGAUGCUAGGCUCUUCAUGAACAUCCCAGUUGGUUCCCCUCCCAAACAGCACAGCUUUGGAGGCCCCGAGGCACUGCUGACUAUCCCUCAGAUGGCCCCUGGGGUGGGGAGGUACUGUGGACCGUCUUACCUUGGUGUGUUGCUGACUGACAAACAGAACUGGGACUUGGAUCCAUUCUUACCUGACAACAGUGCUGCACUACAGAUACAACUUCAGUGUAGCCAUGAUGUGCUUGGACUGUCUGACUUCAGCUUCCAUGUGGAGGGAACGUAUGACAGGAUCUGGCAGGAUGCUGGAGGGACUGUUGUGUUUGAUGUGACUGUGAGGAACACAGGACUGGUGGACAUCAACACAGCUGACAACGGCACAGCAAAUUUCCAUCUUGUGCUGUACAGCUCUGCAGACCAGUUCCUGGACCAGAUGGACCUACAGGUGCCCAUCACUAAGAUGGAGGUGGAUGGGGACAUGCUGGCAUCAGGACUGGCUGCUGGGGACAACAUGACCUUUACUGGGGUCAGGGCUACCAUCCAACCAUCAGGGGACAUGUGUCAGCAGAGGUAUUUGCUUGUAUCCUGGCAUCGUGGCCCUGGACUAGAUGAGAAUCUCGUGGACGGAUUGAGGGAUAACGACUUCUCGGCAGCCAUUUUUGAUUGCCAGACAGACACUGUUGACAUCUCACCAGUAGAAGGUAGUUUUGAAGUGAACAGUCCACAGCUGUCCCCGGGUGGUGCAAAAUCAACCUUUUCACUGACAGCAGCGGUAACCCUGACAGGAAAUGCUCAGCUCACCACAGACCCCAUCUUCAACAUCAGUUUCUAUCUAUCCCAUGAUGCCUUGUGGAGUGCUGAUGACCUUGACAUAGAGUAUGACCUUGACGACCUUCCCUCCACCCUGUCAGCUGAUAUGACAGCAUCUGAACCUGAAUUUGUACUUGAUGGUACAGGGCUGGAGCUACCAGGAGGUAUGAGUACCCAGUACUGUGGUCUGUCCUACCUGAUUGCCAUCCUUGACUCACACAACAAAGUGGAAGAGAGGGAUGAGAACAACAAUGCCAUCUCCACUAAGAUCACGGUAUCAUGUCCUGAUGACAUCUACUCAGUGGAAGAAGCCAGACUGGAGGUACAGGACAUGUAUUAUGUGGAGGUCCCAGCACCCAUCGUCUUCUCUAUGGAUGUCUACAAUGUGUUUGCUCAGCAGGGCGCCAUGUUGAACAUGGACGUGGCCUUUGACCUGACCCCAGAACAGUUCCUGUUCUCCCCUGAGUGGCAGGAGGAGCAUGCUGAUGACCUUCACCACACCAUGACCCCCAAACGCUACACCAACGCAUCGGCCAUCAUAGAGAUCUCCGAGCUGGCGUGCCUGAGGCGGUUGGACCGCCUGUUCCUGGUUGUCCUGUCCAGAGCGGCCGGCAUGGACUGGAUCCUCUAUAACAACUGGGUGUCAGCUGAGAUCACCAUAGACUCUUCAAGCUGUACUGCUCCAGAUGCUGUAGACCUGAUGAUUGCAGACUUCGGAGUCCAGCCCUCGGACAGGCUGCUGCUGGGGGGACAGACAGAUCUGCAGCUGAACAUCGGUGUAGACAUCAUCAACUCAGGAGGCUGGCCAAGUGUUGAAGGGGAUGAGCCGCUGUUCAAUUACCAGGUCUUUGUUUCUCGGCGGGGCCACAAGCUGCAGCUCCCCACAGCAAUUCUGCCCAGUACUGCAGCUCACAUCAAUGAGGAAACUCUCUCUGACAGGACUAUCAAUCUUGGGAGCUACAUUGGGUGCUUCAAAGACAUGAAGCCUGGGCGGGCACUGAACAUCAUAGGCCUACUUCACAGUGCACUUACUGUGGGAGAAUGUAUCCAGGCUUGUGCAGCCCAUAGCACUUCUUAUGCAGGCUUGCAGAAUGGAGUGGAGUGCUUCUGUGGGGAGGAGUAUGACAGACAUGGGAGAGCCAUGGAGAGAGAGUGUGAUGACCCAUGUGGGGGGAACAAUAACCAGAUCUGUGGAGGAGACUACAGGCUCUCAGUGUAUACAACCACUCAAGGUGCUUCUAUCCAGUUGCCCAUGGAGGAGCUGAUGGGGUUCUGUGGCAUGUCCAACACAAUCUCUGUGGUGGUCGACCCCAACAACAACAUCCUGGAAACAAACAAACACAACAACAUCAUGUCUGUGGAGGACAUCUCUGUGAAUGGACAACAUGGGGACACAUCCUGCACAGAUGGGAUGGAUCUCCGUAUUGUGACCUUUGACCUGGUGGACACAGGGUUGAACAGCCAGGAUGUCCUGAGCACCUCACGGGUCGUCCCCUACAGCCUGAGGGUGGCAUUGUCCCUCGGGACAGACGUGUGGCUCCGGCCUUCUCUCUCGGACACCCACUUUGACUUUCAGUUCAUCGUAUCCCCAUCUGGAGACUAUUCAGAUCCAGACAACCUUGUCCUGGAUGUUGACUACACUGUGGAGCAGGAGUAUCUGCUGAAGGCAGCAUAUCCCAUACGCCAACUGCCCAAUGAGGGGUUCUACACUGAGCUGAACCUGGAUGGUGCCUUGUUCCUCAACCUUGCAAACUAUCCAGAGCUGAAGAGGUUCUGUGACACCAGUCCUUAUCUUGGUGUUUAUGUGGACUAUGAUGACAGGCUUGCUGAGGUCAACGACCUACAGAACAACAUGGCCUGGCAGCACAUCGCUCUCACCUGUCCUGAUGCAGGUCUUAGCAUCGAGAUGUUCCACAACCUGAGGACCCAGAAUGACAAGAUCUCAGCUGGUUUCCCCACACAACUCAACUUCACUGUCAGCAUCACCAACCUGGGUGGUACCAUUCCACAAGCCAGCAGAGGGGUGUCCAACAUUGCCCUGAAACUCCUUCUGUCAGACACAUUAGACAUGAGGUAUGCUGGGUUGGACACUGAUGGGGUGGGUGCACUUGAACUUGAGACAACCUUCAUCUUUAAGGAAGAGAACGAACCCUUGAGAAAGUCUGUCUGGCCAUCAGGAAGCACAAGGACAUUUACAGAUGUGUCAGCAACUAUGACCAUCCCCAUUGACAAGUGUCAGUCAGAGCUGUACCUGUGCUUGACCUAUGACACGGAGGCCAUGUUGGGACUGCAGGACUGGACCUCGGCAGACAACAUGAUGUGUGCUAAUGUCUCCACUGGGAGGAGCCCCGGAGUCUGGUGUGAUCUGGAUCUUGCCCUCGAGACAGGGUCCUUUACAGUCCAGCCACUAAAGACAGCCAGGGUGUAUGAAGACACCCUCACACCUGUGCUCAUCAAUGUCACCCUGCUGAACCAUGGGAGGCCACUGACCAAUGGGGUGGAGCAGCUGGAUUGGAAUGUGUACAUCUCUGACCAAUCAGAUAUCUUCCUGUCUAAUUUGAAUGGAGAGGGAGGAGCUAUCAUGUUUCCAUCCAGUGUUACCUAUGGACCAGAGAGUCACAACCUUCUUCAGGGUCUGGUGAACUCAGGUGCAGAACUUGCUUUGACAAACCUGGCUGCUCCAAUCAGUGUUCCACAUGAUGUUUGCGAAAUCACGACCUUCAUCUGCGUGGAAGUGACACUGAAGGGAGCAGACAACAGUCGACACAUAGACGCCACCCCCACGGACAAUGUGGUCUGUUCCGUCUGGCCACAUGACAUGCUGGCCUGCUCUGGAGACACCAUAGACCUGUACACCCGACUGUUGAACACGGGUGAUGGUGUGUUUGUGGAGGGAGAACCGCGCGACUACCAGCUGCUGCUGGCUGUGGAGCUGGCGGGGUCAGCGACCUUUGACUUCCACGUCACUCCCAUCGACAUAGAGCUGUACCUGUCACUGGACCAGGAAAUACACACUGAUCAGGAUAUAAAGAUUUCUCACAGCUUCGGCAGUCUGGGAGAAUCCGAGCUGAGAAGGAGGCUAGGUCCCGUCACCUUUGACCCCGAACAGGUCCCCACAAAGACAUCAGAAGAAACCAUUUUCCUGAACUUGGGGGGAGACAACUUGGUCAUCCCUCAACAGCCAGAUGGGUCCCAAUACUGUGGCUCAGUGUUUCUUGGAGUUGUCAUUGACACAAGUGAUCUGAUAUCAGAAAGGAGUGAACUGAACAACACUGCAGUAAUCCCCAUCACUGUAUUGUGUAAUGCAGAUGUGCUUAGUGUGUCGGACCUGGUGAUGUACCCACUACACGGACAGAUGGACAUCUGGCCUUACACUGACCUGCCUAUCACCUUCGAUGUAACUGUGCAGAAUGUUGCCGUGUCGCCAUUUGAGGCUGCGUCCCCCUGUCACGAGAACUUCCUGGUGAAACUGUACGCCAGUGAGACAGCAGACUUCAGCCCCCACACAGCCACCGAGCUCAGCCCUACCCAGGGGUGGCACUAUCCACCUGAUAUCUACAGGCCCCUGGGGAGUGGGGAGAAGAUGACACUGAAGGGUAUCAAGGGAUAUCUGAAUGGAAAGGCUUUCACCGACAUUGUGUGUGCUGCAACCUCCUACUGGAUUCUGAGGGUGGAGAAAGGCCCGAACAUUGGAGCAGAUGAGACCUCCCUGCACAACAACUACCUGACGUUGAACACACCAUUGCCUCUGCAAUGUGAUGGAAAACCAGAAGCGUACUAUGACAUCUCUGUGAAGAACUUUGGGCUGCCUGACAUCAUCAAUGCAGAUGGCAUGACAGAGUACACGAUGCAUCUGUCCCCACACUUCUCAGUGGGAGCCAUAGCAAACAAGUGGGACAUCAGGAAGGAGUUCAUCAGCUAUACCCUGUAUCUGUCUAAGGACCAGGUCUUGGAUGAUGGAGAUCUACAAGUUUUUACAUCCACUGAGAUUGUGAAUGUUACAGCCGGUAUGGAAGCUGACAUGGACUGGAGCAACCCUGCCCAGACGUUCCCAGUGCUGCAGGAUAGGUCCUUCUGUGGGCUGGUGUUUGCCAUUGUGAAGCUGGAUGACAGUAAUGAGAUCACAGAACCCCUGGAGAUGAACAACCUGGGCAGGCAACAGGUGUUUGUGCAGUGUGACGCAGAUUUGAUGGGAGUAUCCCGCCUACAGCUGUCCUCCACCCAGACCUACAUCCAGGAGACCGUUCCCACCCCAGUCAAUAUGUCUGUAGUACUGACUUGUCGCAGGAAGGAAGACUGCUUCCCAAAGGACAUGUCUGCAUUCCAGGUGUCAGUCAAGCUGUUGAUCAGCACAUCAGGGGACACAGAGGAAGAUGUCACCUUUGAGGAGAACUUCAGGAGCAUCACACAGUAUGACAGAGACCUUACUGGUUACUCUGCAGUGCUGAGGAUGGGAGGAGACCUGACCAUUGGUGACAGCAACUGUGCCACCGAAGACUCCCUGGCAGUGGAGGUGCUCAUGUCUGAAACAUCCGAUCCUGUCAUUGCCAACAACGUGGCCAGACAGACACUACCCUGGGCAGACUGCUGGAAUAAAAUGGAUGCCAUGGUUGACCUGAGUGUCGAAGACUUCAACCUGCUGGGAGGUAACACCAUACAGCAUGACAUGUCCACACCUGAUAACCAUUACCUGUACAAGGAGGGACAGAUGGUGGUGGGGAGUCAAGACCCUAUGAACCAGCCCAUCUACGUCCUGUUUCAAAUGAUGGUGCAGUUUACAGGCCCGUUGACACUACCUCCCAUGACGGCCGCUCGACCAGCAUACAACUUCUACUUCAGGUUCGUUCUGUCGGAGGACAUGGUCAUUGACGAGGAUGACCGGAUGCUGGACUACAACAUGUCCUUCCCCCAGGGGGAGGUGCUGAGGGGAAGGAUUGUGGAUGGGGACAUGUUGGACCUGUCUGAUAACAUGCAAGGAUUGCCCAUUCCUCCUGAUGCCUGUGGUCCCCAGUACCUGGCAGUGAUAGUGGACAGCAUGCAGCGGCAGGGUGUAGACUACCCUGGCAUGUACAGGGAAAAGCUGGAGGCCAACAAUGUCAGGAUGCAGAAAGUGUAUGUCAUGUGUCCUAAUGAUGUGUACAAAGUGAAGGCAUCAGGCUACCAUCCUGCACAACCUGUGGUUUGGAGGGACACCCCCACCCGUGUCACAGUGGACCUGACCAUCACCAAUAUAGGACCGGAGGAUAUCGACCAGGCUGAGCAGGACAAAACCAACUUUGACAUCAUGUUGGCCCUGUCUGCUGAUGCAACGUUGGAUGGUACUGACAUCCCUGUCAGUCUGCCUGGGCCCAGUCUGCCUGUUACCAAGAUUGGUAUGAAGAUGGGGCAGUCCCUUACCGUCCCCAUCAGUGCAGAGGUGAUGGUCCCACCAGAGGUGUGUGACAGGAUAAGGUUCCUGCUGGUGGGCGUGGUGGCUGACGAUGAUGUCAUGUCUAACAACUACGACUCUGUUGGGCUCAAGCUGAACUGUACUGCAGACUCUGUGGACCUGAAGGUGACCAGCCUGUCUGUAGAAGGUGACCUGACACCUGGGGAAACUCACAACUUCACUCUGUUGGCAGGGGUGGACCUGGCAGGAAGCAGGCAGCUAGAGGAAGAUUCCUUCAGGUACAAGUUGUGGCUGUCAGCUGAUGAAGAACUGGAUACAUCAGUUGAUGCAGACCUGGGAUACAGAAUACCCAAUGACAAACCUCUGUCAGCAGCACUUGAGGCAUCCACACAGAGCCUGGACUUGAGUGGCAGCUCUCUUGAUGGAUCUGGUCUGAGGCUUCCUGUGGGUCUUCACAAGUCCUACUGUGGGGAUGUCUACCUGAUAGCGGAAAUGGACCCAGAUAACAUGGUGGACGAGACUAAAGAAUCCAACAACUAUCAUGCUGAAAUGGUCAGGGUCGCCUGUAGUGGAGACAUAUUUGGAGUGUCGGAUGUUCAGUACUCCAUCCCUCAGCACAUGCUGUGGGAGGAGGUGGACACCCCCGUCAGCAUCACAGUGGUACUGUCCUGCCUGUGGGAGGGCUGCUCACGACUCUUCCCAGCCAGACGCGGGACCACAUAUUACGACAUGGACGUCCUUGUAACUGCUGAUCCUAUGGGUACUGAUGAGUUGGUACUGUCAGAGGUGAGGCUGACAUCGUCUGAUUGGAUUCUGAACCCCAGCAAUGGACUUGGUCCAGAUCUCAGGGACAACAAUGGGAUGGAGACUGUAACACUGACUGGAUCCAUCAGGAUCCCUAAGGAAGGCUGUCAGCGAUGGAAGUACCUUGGUGUGAGGGUGAUGAUGGGGACAAGUCCAUCCUUUGGAGGAGCAACAGAUUCCGUGCCAGAGAACGACCAGAGGUGGACUCCACUUAACCUUGCUUGUGAUCCCAGAGCUUAUGCUGAUCUGACUGUUGCUGGUUUGUCCCUGAGUUCCCUGGAGUACCGGGUGGGUGAUGUGGAACCACACACCUUCAGUCUGGACAUAGGAGUCAGGCAGAAGAACAUGCCACAGAUGCUGCAUCCAGACUGGAGCAGCGAGGACAAGAACUUUGAUGUUUCCUUCUAUUUGUCAGAUGAUGACAUUAUCACAAAAGACGACACCUUUGUGACCCAUGCACCUGAGAAGAACGUGAACUACCUGCUGCAGCAUGGUUACCUGGCUGAUGGCACCACCACCUCCCUACAGGGGCAGCUGGACAUCACACAGGAGCAGUUCCUGAAGUAUUGCAACCGCGAGGUAUAUCUGGGCAUUGUUGUGGACAGCAGGGACGAUGAUCCUCGAGGUGUAGUCAUUGGUCAGAUUGACGAAACUGCUGAACACAACAACUUUGGAACCACCAAGAUCAGAAUGGAAGGAUGCACCAGAAAUAUUGACCUGAAUGUGAAGGGCCUGCAUGUGACGGACAGCGGAGUGGUCAUCUCAGGCGAGCCCCUCCCCCUCUGGACAGCUGUGGAGGUCACCUCGUAUGACAGGGAUGACCUUCCCAUCAGGUCACGACCUGACCAGAACUACAACCUCACCUUCUUCCUAUCUAAGGACAUGACAUUUGACCCAAAGGAAGAUUUCAUUCUGGACUACGACACAUCUGGAUUCAGUUCCCUCCACUCAGCAGUUUCCUCCUCCAGAGGCAGAGCAACAGUCCUCACACACGUGUUCACAGACACAGACACCGCAGGGCCUCAUCUGUCAGUGCCAUCUAAGAAAUGGGUCUGCAACAAACACUGGUACAUUGGUGCAUAUGUCCAGUUAACAGAUGCUGUAGACCCAAAGGGUGAAAAGGACCUGUAUAAGGACAACAAUGCAGCUGUACAACACAUCUAUGUUUCUUGUAGAUUUGACCGCCUGUACCUGGACAAGCUGGACGUCCUGUACUUGCCUGAACGUUUCAGGGACAACUCCAACAACGAGAUCCACUUCAGAGCUACCAUAGCAGACAUGGGACAAUUCGGUGACCAGGAAACACCUCGGGCAUUGUCAGAGAACGACUUUAACCUGGUGCUCUACUUGUCCAAUGACACGACGCUGGACACAGCACGGGACACCCAACUUACAGUGCAGGACCACGACAGUGGCAGCCACCAGUCAGAAAUACUGGAGAAUGGAAGAGCAUACAAAACUGGGCUACUGAGAGGCCUGGUCCAUGUGCCGUCCUCCCUGUGUGACCCCCAGGCCCGCCCAUACCUGUUUGUGCUGAUCCGCCCAUCAGCACACCUGCUGGCGGGGUCCGACCUGACCAAUGACAAGACUGGAAUUCCCAUCAACGUCUACUGCGACUCGGAUUUUGUAGAUCUGGAGGUGUCUGACUUCCGACUGAUGGAUGACAACGUGCUCCAGUCCGGGGUUGCCAAGACCUUCUCGCUGGAGGUUCGGAUCACCAGCUCUGGCAGUGCCACCAUCCCUCCGGUCGGUCCGCAGUACCCAGAGAGAACCAGCUGGGACUACAGGUUCUACCUGUCACACGACAACAACAUCGACCCUGCAGAUGAUCUGUGGCUGGCCUACACCUUCAAGAAAGACGUCUUAGCCCUCCUGUUCUCCAAGACAAACAGCAGUUCCUUCUACCAGCUGGGAGCCAACGACCUCGUCAUCGACCAUGAACUGAGUCAUUACGAGCAGUACUGUGGGGAAGCCUACCUGGGUGUUGUGUUGUCUGAUAACAGAAAUGCGCAUGAUCCAGUGGAUCCAGAGCCAGCCAAUAACAUCAGGGCCAUUCCAAUCAGUCUACAAUGUCCUAAUGACAUCCUGGCUGUUGAUGUGUUUGAGCUGGGCGUGGUUCUACCCCAGGAACAUAUCUGGGCUGGAGUGGACACCUCAGUCAGGAUUAAUGCCACCAUCACUAACUAUGGCAACCAGCCAGUCAUCAGCCAGAAUGGGACCAAGAACUUCUAUCUACAGCUGUACCUGUCCCGUGACAAGUAUCUGGACUAUGAUGACUGGGCCGGGCUGGAGACGUACAUAAUCCUGUCAGAUGAAGGGAAGGACAAGCUGGCUCAGACCAUCCCUGUCGGUGGUGCCAUGACUCUGACAAACAUAGACAGCAUCCUGAGGGUGGACCCCAGAGCUUGUAGUGAAAAAUCCAGAUUCCUGAUCCUGGCCCUCCACUACACAGCAGUAGACCUGUAUGAUGACAGGGUUCCUGGCAAUGACUACAUAGCCAUCAAUGUGGAGGACAUCCUCUACUGCUCACCAGAAACAGCAGAACUUGCGAUCGAGUCUUUCAGCUUUAAUGACAAAGGGAAGGUGCAGCCUGGUGUGCCAGCUGGCUUCAGCCUUACUGUACAGGUUGACCUUGAAGAGAAAGUCCUGGACAGCCGACCAGUGUUCUCCCUCCUGCUGUACCUGUCUGAGGAUGACCAGCUGGACAGGACAGACUAUGAGCUGCCCUACAACAGUGACCAGCAGCUGUACCUACUGAACUAUGACUCUGUGUACCAGUCACAGCUCAUGGACUUCAGCACAGAGGAGAACUCUCUGGUCAUCCCAAAGGGAGUUAGCCCCAGGUUCUGUGGUGCUGCACACAUCAUCGCUGUGGUUGAUGUGGUGAACAGCAUCCCUGAACUGGUGGAGGAAAACAACCUCAAGGCUGCACCCAUCCUCCUGCAGUGUGUUGGAGGUGAGCUCCAGAACUCUGCCAUCAAAAUAGUUCAUUGA
Molecule: messenger RNA, 15635 nt
Organism: Branchiostoma floridae (Florida lancelet)
Lineage: Eukaryota; Metazoa; Chordata; Leptocardii; Amphioxiformes; Branchiostomatidae
Exons: 98
Coding region: 48-15635 (5195 amino acids)
Molecular function (GO): endopeptidase activity; signaling receptor binding
Source: RefSeq, a predicted model, not a curated record